CCAAUAAUGCGCCAUUACCAAAUAUAAUUGAGCAGUUGCAAUAUUCAAAUUUCUCUGGCUUUUAUGGACCUCAAUCUUUUCUUCACUCAUUCUCCUCUGUAUUGCAUUUGCACACACAACACAACACUGAGGUGACGUUUCUUCACGAGCAAUGAAUGAAUGACAUUUGAUUUUUGAAUGCACCUCCGAACCCUAGAAUUCGGCUUUUCAAUUUCCCCCUUUCUCCAAUGGCAACCGCGGCAUUCAAAUCCACCACCAAGAGAAUCCCCGUCGGAGCUUCCUCCGCCGACGACUCCGCCUCCUCCUCCUCCCUCCUUCACCGCCGCUCCCGGAGCCUCAGCCGUCCCGCCCGCCCCUCCUUCCCCUCCCGCAACGACGACGACAGCGGCGGCGAUCGCCGAACUCCGAGAGGCAGGUUCGUCAACACUGUCCGCGGCUCCGGCUUCCCGGAGAUCAGCCUCGACGAUCUCGCCAUCGAGUUCUUCGAGUCCGCCAAUCGCGGCCGCUUCGGCUCGAGAACGUCCGAGUCCGAGGCCAGUCCCGCCGACGCCGGCGCCGCUGCGUCGCAGCGGCGAGGGAGGUCGGUUUCGAGGAAAAUCUCCGGCGUAGGCGAUGAUAGAAGAAGCAGUAUUGGCGGUGGCGGCGGGGUAAGACCGUUCUCCGAUGCGAAUUCGAGAAGGAGGAGAUCGGUAUCGGUGGUUCGGUACCAAAUUAGCGAUUCUGAGAGUGACCUGGACCGUUCUCAGAAUUCUAAAAGUCGUUCAAAUCUGAAAAAGACUGAUGUUGGAAACAAGCUAAUGCACAAACCUGUCGCUUCAGAUCAAAGACCAGUGCUAAGAAAGUCCCUAAGCCAGAAGGAUUUAAGGGCAUAUGAUGGUUACUCUAGUCAUUCUUCAGUUCUCACUGAUGAUGAAGGAACAAGUGCUCACUCUAAUAAAAUGGGAAUUGGGAAACUACGAUCAGUUUAUGCACAUAAAAAGGUGGCACUUACUGACACAGAUAAAGGAUCCCACAAAGCAAAGCAAAAAGAAUUAAGGCAUAUGGAAACUGAGCAGGCUGUGGUGAAACCAAGGACCUCCACUUUAUCCGCAGUUGAUUGCUUGUUAUCAAACAACUCUGAUGCUAUUCAGGCUGUUUCUUCAAUGAGAAGGAGUUAUGAAACUGAACUGGAGAAGUCAGAGAAGCGGAAACAAGAAUUAUUAGCUGAAAUGGUGUUUGAGGAGCAGCGAGGCAGAGAACUUUCUAAGAUUGUUAAUGAAUUGGUUCCUUCUAAGGAGGACAAUCCUAUACAAAAUCCAUCAAGAGCCAGGAAGAGAAGUAAUGACAGAAGCCGAAUGUCUAUGCGCUUGACUGAGGAGGCUGAGAAAUAUAUUGAGGAUUUUAUUUCAAAUGUUGAAGAUACAGAUAUUUCAUCAGUUGAUGGUGAAAGGAGUGAUGCAAGCUCAUCCAUUGGAGGACUAAUAAAACCAGAAACAUUUAAUAGUCCUCCAGUGCCAAGAUCUCUUCCUGUUUUGACGGAUGGGGUUACAUUGCCAUGGUUGCAAUGGGAGACAAAUAAUGAUGCUUCUCCUAUGACAAGCCAGAAUAAGGCACGUAUGACGAUCACUCCAAAAACUGAAAAUAUCAAAGUGCAAGAUCAAGGUAACAAUUCUAUAAGCAGUCGUGGAAGCUGGAGCCCGGAUUACCUUCAGGAGUAUGUUGGAAAGGAUGUAUACAGUAAAUUAGGAGAAGGUUAUGGUUACCCAGACCAGUCAUUCUCAGCUAAAUCCAAAGGAUUGAGGUAUGAUAUGGAUGAUUACCUCAAAGUUAAAAGCAAUGAAGAUUUGUUGAUUGAGAGUUGGAAGCAACGGAGGAGAAUUAAUUCAGGCAGUCUCUUAUUGUGUAGCCUAAGAUUAUUUUAGACAUUCUGUUUUUGAAGAAUGGUAAUUCCUUCUUCUCCCCUGGUAUGAAUUCUAUGUACAGAUAAUUGCAAUUUAUCUAUUUAUGUUUCCAUAUAUAAGUUGAUAAACGAUAUGCAUAAUGUGCGGAAGCCUUCCUUUUUGGGGAUUAAAAUGUGUUGCAUAAUUUAUUUA
Messenger RNA from Glycine soja, 2072 nucleotides. RefSeq lists its product as uncharacterized. The transcript is spliced from 8 exons. The record is from RefSeq and is a predicted model, not a curated record. Bases 228 to 1901 code for a protein of 557 amino acids. Lineage: Eukaryota; Viridiplantae; Streptophyta; Magnoliopsida; Fabales; Fabaceae.